Molecule: messenger RNA, 1776 nt
Organism: Saccharomyces eubayanus
Lineage: Eukaryota; Fungi; Ascomycota; Saccharomycetes; Saccharomycetales; Saccharomycetaceae
Gene: ADE16
Product: bifunctional phosphoribosylaminoimidazolecarboxamide formyltransferase/IMP cyclohydrolase ADE16
Exons: 1
Coding region: 1-1776 (591 amino acids)
Biological process (GO): 'de novo' IMP biosynthetic process
Cellular component (GO): cytosol
Molecular function (GO): phosphoribosylaminoimidazolecarboxamide formyltransferase activity; IMP cyclohydrolase activity
Source: RefSeq, a predicted model, not a curated record
AUGGGUAAGUAUACCAAGACCGCGAUUCUGUCAGUUUAUGAUAAGACAGGUUUAUUAGACUUAGCUAAGGGAUUAGUGGAGAACAAUGUUCAUAUCCUAGCAUCUGGGGGGACAGCCAACAUGGUCAGGGAGGCCGGUUUCCCUGUGGACGAUGUUUCUUCAAUCACACAUGCGCCUGAAAUGCUAGGGGGCAGGGUGAAAACUUUGCAUCCUGCAGUACAUGCGGGGAUCCUUGCCAGAAAUCUAGAGAGUGAUGAGAAAGACUUGAAGGAUCAACACAUCGACAAGGUGGAUUUUGUCGUCUGCAAUUUGUAUCCCUUCAAAGAAACUGUGGCUAAGAUCGGUGUUACGGUACAAGAAGCCGUGGAAGAAAUUGACAUUGGUGGAGUAACUUUAUUGAGAGCUGCUGCGAAGAAUCAUUCCAGAGUCACUAUUUUGUCAGAUCCGAACGAUUACUCUAGCUUCUUACAAGAUUUGACCAAAAAUGGUGAAAUAUCUCAAGAUCUAAGAAAUAGGUUCGCUUUAAAGGCAUUCGAACACACAGCCGACUAUGAUGCAGCAAUUUCUGAUUUUUUCAGGAAACAGUACUUUGAGGGAAAAGCUCAAUUACCACUAAGAUACGGUUGUAAUCCUCAUCAAAGACCUGCACAAGCUUACAUCACCCAACAGGAAGAGUUGCCUUUCAAAGUUCUUUGCGGUACGCCAGGGUAUAUAAACCUUUUGGAUGCCUUGAACUCGUGGCCCUUGGUGAAAGAGUUAUCGGCGUCAUUAAACCUACCAGCCGCAGCAUCGUUCAAGCAUGUCUCUCCUGCUGGUGCUGCAGUGGGUAUUCCAUUGUCUGAUGUUGAAAGGCAAGUUUAUUUUGUAAACGAUGUGGACGAUCUAUCACCAUUGGCAUGCGCAUACGCUAGAGCUCGCGGUGCGGACAGGAUGUCAUCAUUUGGCGAUUUCAUUGCCCUAUCUAACAUCGUGGACGUCGCGACGGCAAAGAUCAUCUCCAAGGAGGUUUCCGAUGGUGUGAUUGCCCCCGGAUAUGAACCGGAAGCAUUGAAGAUAUUAUCUAAGAAGAAGAACGGGAAAUACUGUAUCCUACAAAUCGACCCGAACUUUGUUCCUGGGCAAUUGGAAUCCAGAGACGUUUAUGGUGUAACACUACAACAAAAGAGGAACGAUGCGAUUAUAAACCAGUCCACUUUCAAGGAGAUCGUGUCCAAAAAUAAGGGACUAACUGAGCAGGCCGUAAUCGAUUUAACCGUUGCCACGUUAGUUUUGAAGUACACGCAGUCGAAUUCCGUUUGCUAUGCCAAGAACGGUAUGGUUGUUGGGCUGGGAGCUGGCCAACAAUCGCGCAUACACUGCACUAGAUUGGCCGGGGACAAGACGGACAACUGGUGGCUAAGACAACACCCAAAGGUGCUGAACAUGAAGUGGGCCAAGGGAAUCAAGAGGGCUGACAAGUCCAACGCGAUCGAUCUCUUUGUUACAGGGCAAAGGAUAGAGGGUCCAGAGAAGACGGACUAUGAAAGCAAAUUCGAAGAGAUCCCUGAACCUUUCACCAAGGAGGAGAGACUGGAAUGGCUGGGCAAACUAACCAACGUGUCGCUAUCGUCCGACGCGUUUUUCCCCUUCCCAGAUAACGUUUAUAGAGCCGUGCAGUCCGGCGUGAAGUUCAUUGCUGCCCCAUCGGGGUCCGUCAUGGACAAAGUUGUGUUUCAAGCGGCGGAUUCAUUCGAUGUUGUCUACGUGGAGAACCCGAUCCGUCUGUUCCACCAUUAG